CCAAACCAGUUUGAUGCAUCACGUGAUCGUGGUAUCGGUUUACAAGCCACUUGCCCUCAAACACAGGUGUGUCGGCUUGUGCGGAAGUAGACGAACGUUAAAUUAAAUUGGGCCUUUGGACAAAAUAGUUUACAGGCAUCGCAAGAUUUAGGAAGAAACACCGAGGGCUGCGAGUCAUUUUCCAAUCGCAAUGCUUGGACUCGUCUUCGCUGGGCUACUCCUGCUGCGCGCAGCAGCAACAGGAGCUCAGACCUUCACCGCCAGCACGAGCACCCCUUCAGUGAAAGUCAAGGAGAACCAGGGUGCGGACCUGAAGUGCAGCCACACAGCAGACUUUGGGGCGGAUGCCAGAGUGGAGUGGAAGUUCCAGGACGAUAAAUCCACACAGAGUCUCAUCAUCUACAGAGGGGAGCCGACAAUUAACUAUGCGGGACGAGUGGAGCAGUACACUGGCGGACUCCGAUUCAACAGGGUGACUCGUAAGGACACGGGCACAUAUAUCUGCACAGUGGCAGGCAGCGGGUACUCCUCCGAGGCCAAGAUCAGCCUGACGGUGCUGGUGGCUCCGUCUGUCCCGCUGUGUCGUAUUGCCACCUCGGUGAAGCUGGGCACCAAUGUGAAACUGGCAUGCAGCGAUGGCCAGGCGUCGCCCCCGCCAACCUACAAGUGGUACAAGAACGACGAGCCACUGCCCCUUGACCCCAGCAAGUUCCCCAACUUUAAGAACAUGACGUACAAACUGAACCCCAACACUGGCACACUGGUCUUUUCUCGUGUCUCCCAGAUGGAUGAAGGCCAGUAUUUCUGCGAGUCCACUAACGAAGCCGGACCUCCCAAACGAUGCGUUGCCACCAAGAUGGCCGUCUACGGGGUUAACACUGGAGGUAUUGUUGCCGGGGUGAUCAUCCUCCUUAUCCUCCUGCUGUUGCUAAUCGUUGGACUGUGGUUCGCUCAUCGUAAAGGCUACCUCACAAAGGUAAAGGAGAGGGUGUCAGGAAGCAGGCAGCAAAACUCUGCGGUCUACCGCCCGACAUCAGAUAAUGGGGACGAGGAGGAGGGGGAGUUCAAGCAGAAGUCCUCUUUCGUGGUGUAACGACAUCAUUGGACUUGGUCAUACCGUGGGGAGAGCAGCAGCAGCAGCA
Clupea harengus (Atlantic herring) is the source of this 1142-nucleotide messenger RNA. Its product is annotated as junctional adhesion molecule A-like. NCBI's taxonomy places the organism in Eukaryota, Metazoa, Chordata, Actinopteri, Clupeiformes, Clupeidae. Gene Ontology annotation, biological process: cell adhesion; regulation of membrane permeability; establishment of endothelial intestinal barrier. Gene Ontology annotation, cellular component: bicellular tight junction. The record is from RefSeq and is a predicted model, not a curated record.